Rosa rugosa (rugosa rose) is the source of this 1585-nucleotide messenger RNA. RefSeq lists its product as uncharacterized. Lineage: Eukaryota; Viridiplantae; Streptophyta; Magnoliopsida; Rosales; Rosaceae. The record is from RefSeq and is a predicted model, not a curated record. The transcript has 11 exons. Gene Ontology annotation, biological process: proteolysis. Bases 109 to 1416 code for a protein of 435 amino acids. Gene Ontology annotation, molecular function: zinc ion binding; metallocarboxypeptidase activity.
AAUGGAAAACUAAGAAGAAAGAAAUGAAGAAAAUAAAUUAGCGAAUAAAUAGAAAAGCUUUAUAUAAUCUUCUUCUUCUUCGUCUGGGCUCUUGGACCGGGUCCUGUUAUGGCUCAUCAGCUUCCUCUAUGGUCUCCCUUGUGCAUCAGUUUGUGCUUCUUUGCUUGGUUGCAAGGUUUCUUCUCCGUCGUCCAUGGCGAUACUAAUCUCUCUUACCCCUCUCUCACCCCCAUUGACCGCGAUCUCUACCAUUCUAGUGGGGAUUUGAUGGAAGAAAUUAAGGCUUUGGUCCUUCGACACAAAGAUAAACUCACUUUGGAUACAAUUAAGGCUCAAAACAAGGGUUACUCUGCUGAGAUUGCUGUAGUUACUUAUAGUCGGAGAAGGCAGGAGGCCGAUGACAAGCCAAGGUUUCGGAUCCUUCUUAGUUUCGGGCAGCAUGGAAGGGAGCUCAUUACAUCCGAAGUCGCUUUGCGAAUCCUUUCAAUCUUGUGUAUAGAAAAGUUUCUGCCCAACCUAGACCAAGCUUCCUUAGACCAGACCCUUGACAAUCUUGUGAUAAAGGUGGUGCCCAUGGAAAACCUAAAUGGCCGCAGACUUGUUGAGGCAGGAGACCUCUGCGAGAGGAGAAAUGGGAGAGGAGUUGAUCUUAACCGUAAUUGGAGCGUAGAUUGGGGCAAAAAAGAGAAGGACUAUGAUCCGUAUGAGGAAAAUCCUGGGACUGCUCCUUUCAGUGAGCCUGAAGCUCAAAUAAUGCGGAAAAUUGCAGUGUCAUUUGAUCCACACAUAUGGGUUAAUAUACACUCUGGGAUGGAGGUGGCUCUAUUUAUGCCGUACGACCAUAAGAACACAACCCCUGAUGGAGUUCCCUCACAAAAGAUGAAGUCAUUGCUUGAAGAACUGAACCGUCUGCAUUGCCAAAAACGUUGCAUGAUUGGGUCUGGUGGAGGUUCUGUUGGAUAUCUGGCACAUGGGACAGCAACUGAUUUUAUGUUUGACAUUGUAAAGGUGCCAAUGGCUUUCACCUUUGAGAUAUAUGGAGAUGGAGCAGCCUCAUCAAAAGAUUGCUUUAAAAUGUUCAAUCCCACUGACUUCGGUACCUUCAAUAGGGUUCUCAAUGAAUGGUCAGCUGCAUUUUUCACAAUUUUUAAAUUGGGGCCAAACCUGCUCGGUGAAAAUUAUUCAAAGCCCCCCUUAGACAAGUGGGUGUCCAUAGAUGAGUAUCUUGAUGGGUACUUGGUCGAGAGGAGUAGUAGAUAUGGAAAGAAGAUGGAGGUGCUUGAGCUAGGACUGCAGGAGAUAAGAACAUAUUUCAGGCUCUUCUUGUUAUCCUCAGUUCUGUUACUGUUCAUGUUCUGUUCCAGAAUUUCAAAAAGCAAGUUUUCUAGACCAAUUGUUUCUGCUAUUGCACUCUGAAUUCAGAUAUAGGAUUGUUUACCAAAUUUUUGACAAAUUAUGCGUCUUAAAUUUUUUAUUUGUAAAGUACACACCAUAGGAAUAUCUUGUUUUAACUUAUAGGUGUAAUGGUUUCUCUGUAAAACUCAUUAUUCUUUCUUUAAGGAAAGCAUCGAUUUGUGUGGCCAAA